UUGCCUGUUCUUGAUGCACUUUUCAAAAAAUCUACAGCAGCAUAGAGACUACAGCAGUUUCUGAUAUUCAUUAAAACAAGGUUUUAAUUUGAUUAAGCUUAAUAUUAUUUAAUGCACUGAACGAGUACACCUGUCUUAUUAAUAAUUCCAUAAAGAAUAAGCGUUUUGACAUCCUUUAUUCUUAAAAGGUGGGGGGAAGGAAAACAUCAAAAAUGCCUGUCUCACGGGGUACAAAGAAAACCAGCAAAAUCCCCAAGCUAAGCAGUAAGCCUGGAAGCACGGAGAAUGUCCGGUCUGAAAAGGAGAGCAUUCAGACCAAGCGAUCUCCAUCCUCUCCUCAAGGAGCCCCGAAGAAGAGAUCUGCAUUUGGAGACAUUACUAAUGCCAACAAAAUACAAACAGUGCAGCCAAAGCAGAAGGAAGCUGGCAAAACCUUGAUUAAGAAGGCACAAAAAAGUACCAAUGUCACCACAAACAAUCAAACCAAUCUAAAGUCAGUGGAUAAAAUCCCAACUAAAGAGAGCCCCCCUGCUGAGCUGGAGCAGAAGGAUGUCCAGAAAUCAGAAGAAAAAAAAAACAACUUUCUGUCUGAAGAGAAACCAGUUGAGAUUCCUGCAAUUGAUGACAUUGAUAAAGAAAACCUUGAGGAUCCUUGUUUGAGUGCAGAAUAUGCCAAAGAUAUAUUUGAUUAUCUCAAGAAAAGAGAGGAGAAAUUUGUCAUUCCAAAUUACAUGGACAAGCAGUCUGACCUGAACAAGGAGAUGAGAGCCAUCUUGGUGGACUGGAUGAUCGAAGUUCAGGAGAAUUUUGAAUUGAAUCAUGAGACCCUGUACCUUGCUGUGAAGCUGGUGGAUCACUUUCUGGCAGAAACAGUGUGCAUGAGAGAGACCCUACAGCUGAUUGGCUCCUCCGCAAUGCUCAUUUCCUCCAAAUUCGAGGAGCGCUGUCCGCCCUGUGUGGAUGACUUCAUGUACAUCUGUGACGAUGCGUACAAAAGGGAGGAGCUAAUCGCCAUGGAAAUGAACAUUCUGAAAACACUUCACUUUGAUAUCAGCAUUCCCAUAGCCUACCGCUUCCUGAGGAGAUAUGCCAAGUGUGCUCGGGUCUCCAUAGAGACACUAACCCUGGCCCGCUAUAUCUGUGAGUUGACCCUGCAAGAGCUGGACUUUGUUCCUGAGAGAGCCUCCCAUCUUGCUGCUGCCUGCCUGCUCCUCACGGUGUCCAUGAAGGGGCUUGGAGGCUGGACCCCCACACUGCAGUAUUACACAGGAUACACUGCUGAAGAGCUGGUGGGCCUGGUCAAGAGGUUAAACCGCCUCAUCACCUACCCGGACGACAAGUUGAAGGCUGUCAGAAACAAAUACUCUCACAAGGUGUUUUUCGAAGUGGCAAAACUGAAGCCCCUCGACAUGCUGAAACUGCAAGAAAUAAUAAGUGAAUACGUGGAGAAGUUGCCAUAGCAACAAGAGAAAGAAAUGUAUUAUGCAAGAAAUGUAAAUGUAUAUAAUUUGUAACUAUUUAUAUGGUAUGUACCGUUUUUGAUGUUCUAAAAAAAAAAAAAAUGUAGUUCUAACUUGUGUAACCUUUCUCUUGACUUAAAAACAGUAUGACUCAAGGUGACUCAAACUCUUGUUGCUAGGAUCAUGCUUACUGUGCAGUACUAAUGCAUGUUCUAGUAAGAACUUCAGGUUGGUACUAGUUUAACACCACGUGCAAUCUUACUGGGAUUUGUUGUGAGGAUGCUUCAUCAAUGCUUAAGAAAAAUAAAUAAUUCAGCUGUUAAUGAUUCUAAAUAACCAAGCUUUUAACAGAUGGAAGCCUGUUUUUCAACAAGAAUUUGCCACAUGCUUGCAUUUUAUUCUGGUAAUAUUGGUCUUUCCACAGUAAUAUUUUAUUAUUUUUAGUUCCCUGGUUGCUAUAGUGAAAGUCAAUUAAUUUCAUGUAAAACUAUGGUCUGCUAUUCUGGGUCAGUGGAGUACGUCUGUGAACGUUUUGCGUUGGUGAUUGGAGUUUGUGUGUAUAUAUGUGUGCACUAAAUGUUUCCUUCUCUGACUGUAUCUAGUAAAUUGGCAGGAGCAUUAUACUGUUGACUCUCCAAUUGAGUUCACCAAUUACAAUUGACAAUAAGUAGCUAUAUUGUGGUGUUCUCAGCCAGAGACACUGUCUGCUAUUAGUAAAAGUAUUUGGUAGGUUUGUUUUAUAAUCAAAUGUAUGUUUAUUUUAUAA
Molecule: messenger RNA, 2226 nt
Organism: Polyodon spathula (Mississippi paddlefish)
Lineage: Eukaryota; Metazoa; Chordata; Actinopteri; Acipenseriformes; Polyodontidae
Product: G2/mitotic-specific cyclin-B3-like
Exons: 12
Coding region: 213-1460 (415 amino acids)
Biological process (GO): regulation of cyclin-dependent protein serine/threonine kinase activity; mitotic cell cycle phase transition
Cellular component (GO): nucleus; cytoplasm; centrosome
Molecular function (GO): cyclin-dependent protein serine/threonine kinase regulator activity
Source: RefSeq, a predicted model, not a curated record